Molecule: messenger RNA, 2857 nt
Organism: Thamnophis sirtalis
Lineage: Eukaryota; Metazoa; Chordata; Lepidosauria; Squamata; Natricidae
Gene: EDEM1
Product: ER degradation enhancing alpha-mannosidase like protein 1
Biological process (GO): mannose trimming involved in glycoprotein ERAD pathway; endoplasmic reticulum mannose trimming; carbohydrate metabolic process
Cellular component (GO): membrane
Molecular function (GO): mannosyl-oligosaccharide 1,2-alpha-mannosidase activity; calcium ion binding
Source: RefSeq, a predicted model, not a curated record
UGCGCGUGAGAGGAGAGCGCGGCGGCUGCGGCGGCUGCGACUCCUCCGACCAUGCAAUGGCGGUCGUUGGUGUUGGCGCUGCUGGCCCUGAGACUGGCCGGACAGGCCCUCCUGUGGCUGGCGGGGCCCAGCUUCGGCUUCUACCAGCAGCGCCUCCGCGCCUUUUCCUGCGGCAGUCCGGCCAAGGAAGGAGACCCCUCCAGCUCGCGGUGCCUCAAAGCCCCUCACUGGGCCUCUUUCUUGGGACGAGCAUGGGGAGGCGAUAGCGGCGGCGGCGGUGAUAACAACGGCGAAGGCGGCCGCGGGAAGAGACCCGGCCCCGCCGCUGCUGCUUCUUCCUCUUGGUCCCGCCGCAAUGGCGGCGGCGGCGACGAGUAUGAGCAGCGCUACAACCGGGCUUUCCCCCUUCAACUGCGGGCUCAGUUGCGCGACGCCGCCCGCAGCAUGUUCUCUUUCGGCUACGACAACUAUAUGGCCCACGCUUUCCCUCAGGACGAGCUGAACCCCAUCCAUUGCCGGGGCCGCGGGCCCGACCGAGCCGACCCUUCAAAUCUGAAUAUCAAUGAUGUCCUGGGAAACUACUCGCUUACUCUGAUUGAUGCAUUGGAUACCCUAGCAGUAAUGGGAAAUUCUUCAGAAUUUCGGAAAGCAGUGAAGCUUGUGAUCGACACAGUAACAUUUGACACAGAUUCAACUGUCCAAGUGUUUGAGGCAACAAUUAGGGUUUUGGGAAGUCUCCUUUCAGCCCACAUAAUAAUUACAGAUACCAGACAGCCUUUCGGUGAUAUGACUAUUAAGGGAUAUGAUGAUGAACUGCUGCAUAUGGCUCAUGACCUGGCAGUAAGGUUAUUGCCUGCCUUUGAGAAUACCAAAACUGGAAUUCCUUAUCCAAGGGUGAACUUAAGGACAGGAGUUCCUUCUGGAAGCAAUAAUGAGACUUGCACUGCGGGGGCUGGAUCAUUACUGGUAGAAUUUGGAAUUCUUAGUCGGCUUCUUGGGGAUUCAACUUUUGAGUGGGUUGCCCGUCGAGCUGUAAAAGCCCUCUGGAACUUAAGGAGCAAUGACACUGGGUUACUAGGUAAUGUUGUGAAUAUUCAAACUGGCCAUUGGGUAGGAAAACAAAGUGGCUUAGGAGCAGGCUUAGAUUCAUUUUAUGAAUAUCUUUUGAAAUCAUAUAUCCUCUUUGGAGAAAAAGAAGAUUUAGAAAUGUUCAAUGAUGUUUAUCGGAGUAUUCAGAACUACUUAAGGCGAGGGAGGGAAGCCUGCAAUGAAGGUGAAGGAGACCCACCUCUUUACGUUAACGUUAAUAUGUUUAGUGGUCAGCUUAUGAACACCUGGAUUGAUUCUCUUCAGGCUUUUUUUCCUGGACUUCAGGUUUUAAUAGGUGAUGUAGAAGAUGCCAUUUGCCUUCAUGCAUUUUAUUAUGCAAUAUGGAAACGAUAUGGUGCUCUUCCAGAGAGAUAUAAUUGGCAGUUACAAGCACCUGAUGUUCUUUUUUAUCCUCUAAGGCCCGAAUUAGUAGAAUCUACGUAUCUCCUAUAUCAGGCCACAAAGAACCCUUUUUAUCUUCAUGUAGGAAUGGAUAUUCUUCAGAGUCUGGAGAAAUAUACUAAAGCAAAAUGUGGUUAUGCUACUCUUCACCAUGUAAUAGAGAAAUCCAAAGAAGAUCGGAUGGAAAGUUUUUUUCUCAGUGAAACAUGUAAAUAUUUGUUUUUGCUGUUUGAUGAAGAAAAUCCUGUGCACAAAUCAGGCAAUAAGUACAUGUUUACCACAGAAGGACACAUAGUAUCACUGGAUAAGCGCCUUCGUGUUUCAGUAGGGCAAAAUACCUCCCCUCAAGAGCAGAAAAAACCCGGAAAGAUAAAGCCAAAUGAACUAAAAGUAAACAACUCCAUUUGUAAUUGUAACAGAGUACCAGAUGAGAGAAGAUACCUGCUGCCUUUGAAGAGCAUUUAUAUGAGACAGAUAGAUCAGAUGGUGGGUUUGAUCUGAAUAGUUGUGAAAUAAUGCUAAGAAGAUGCAAGACAACAUCUCAUUUGAAGAUUAUGUUCCUCUUGAAUUACAAGGCUAACAGCAAAUGCAGGUGCUUAAGUAGUCACCCAUUGUAUUGAGAGUUUGAUCUCUUGUUGAAAAGAGCAUUCCAUGUUAGAUUGCAGUUAUUGUAACUGAAAUGGAGUAAAACGUGGCGUAAUACAAAUUAAGAUCUCAUGCAUCAAACUUCACAGCUCAUAUUGCUGAUAGUUAAGAUUCCUUUAGUGGCUUGCACCUAAAAUGCUGCCUUGCUAUCACUUAUUUGUCUUCCAAAAGAGAACAUUUGGAAAGAACUUGCAAUUUAAAAUAUAUUUCUUAAGAAAAAAAAUGGUGGUAAGAGGAAGAAAAGGGAACGUGCAAUUACUUCCACCAAGUUGAAAGGUUUCACAAGCAAUAAAUAGUACUAAUUAUUGCUCAGGUAGGAAAAUGGCUAUAAGUUCUGGUUUACCUAAAAUAUCUUGCUGAAUAUAUCAUAAUUGAAGCACAGCUUGCAUAACAGCCAAGCUAUUGCAGGACUAUGUUCAGGACUAACAUCAUAUUGGUUGAUGUUGCAAACAGUGUUCUUAAUUUGAUUUGCACAUCUAAGGGUGUAUGGAGUUUACUAGUUUCUGAAACCGGUAUUUUUCUUUUCUUUUUUUAAUGUGCCUUCUGGUAGAUAAAAAGAUGCAAAAAAAAAAAAAAAGCAAAAGCCAUUCAGUUUUGCUCACUGAGUGGCCUUGCGUUGCUGAUUUGUAGACUUUUGCUAUGUUUUUAUGUUUUGUAUUUAUUCUUUCAUGCCUUUCCUAGAAAUCAACCUGAAAUAAUACAAAAUUCAAGUAUUCACAUU